Messenger RNA from Lentinula edodes (shiitake mushroom), 795 nucleotides. RefSeq lists its product as uncharacterized. The record is from RefSeq and is a predicted model, not a curated record. The coding region runs from base 1 to 795 and encodes 264 amino acids. The transcript is spliced from 5 exons. NCBI's taxonomy places the organism in Eukaryota, Fungi, Basidiomycota, Agaricomycetes, Agaricales, Omphalotaceae.
AUGUCUCUUCUUAGUGCAAAAUUUGCACUUCGUCUUGCUGGAACUCGCCUUACGCGUCCCUUAGCAGGUCCAGUAUUCUCGCGUACGACGGCGAUAUCCUUGCGUACUUUUUUGACUACUGCCUCUGUUCAUCUGCCAACGACUAAAGCCAAGCCUAAGGUCAAGGCCAAAGAUGUAGACAAGCCGAAGGCUAAAGGCACAAGCGCGAAGAAGGUCCCUGCGGUGAAGAAAAAGAUUACCCCAACAGAGCGCGUCAAGAAAGUUAAUGUAAAACCGAAGUUCGACCGAAAAUUGAUGGUUGUACCCAAGAGACACGGUACGACGGCAUACGCUGUGUUCACGAAAGAGUACAUGGCCAAUGGCCUGCAAAACAAGAUCCCCGUGAGGGACCUCAUUAAGACUGCUUCGAAGGAAUGGAAUGCUUUGUCCGAUGCUCAGAAGCAGCCCUACUCCGUACCCAUCCAAGCAAACAAGGAGGCCUUCGAGAAACGAUACGAUCAGUGGUUCCGCUCACUUCCCCCUGGAUAUGUUCGUCAGAUCAACAUUCAGAGGAAGGAGAGGGGCAAACACCUGAUACGAAGACCAAAAAGUAUGAAAACGCCCCCCCACAAUGGUUUUAUCUACUUCUACAGCGAAUACCGUCAAACCACUCCUUCGGACGACGUGAGUUUGCCACAACUAUCUAAGAACGCAGGAGCAGCUUGGCGAGCUUUGCCCGUGGAAGAAAAGGAGAAAUACAACCAUCGCGCUCGUGUGAUAAGGGAGGACUUUUUCAAGACUCACCCCUCAACGUAG